CACGUCUCGCGUUCAGCCCGUGCUCGGCGGCCUGCGUCCUCGCUCUCUCGUCUGUUUGAUUUCCGUCUGCUUCUCUUUCUGCCGUUCGUCUUCCCGACCCUCCUCUUCCUCCUCUCGUUAGUCUUCCUCUCCCACACUUCGACCCAGAUUCUGGUUUUUCCUGAGUGCACUGCUGGGUUUGCUGUUUGACUGGGAGGUGAGCUGGGGGAUGAGAUUUGGGACUGGAGGCGCUGGAUGAGUGUCGGCGAGGGAUUUAGCGAUGCAGCUUAUCGGGGGCAGAGAUGGGAAACUGCAGCUUUCCUGCCUCGUUGCUCUUUGUUUAUUUUGCAGUGUGGAUGUUGGACUCGUGUUUAGCCGGCUGCUCAUCUCUUUCAUGGCUCAUUUUAGGAGGAUUGUUAGUGAAAGAGUCAAAUCUGCUCAGUUUUCAGUCUUGUGUUUCUUGUGCUUGGACACAGUGUUUCACUGCUGCUGUGGACGAUGGAGAGAUCAAUGAGCUCCUCUUUGUUCUCUUUGGCCUUUUUCUUCUUCCACAGAAUCACACGGAGUUUAAAGUCACGCGUGUCAUAGUUUGAAGUCCAUGACGCUGGGAGGUGGAGGUUACUGCGCACAUAUCACGGUCCUGAGAUCAUGUUUGUGUUUGUAGUCAGUCGUGUCGUCCGCUCGGUGCAAACUUCAUGUUCACGUUGCUGCGUUUGAGUCCCGUCCAAGACCGCGGGCUCCACUCCCCCUGUCCCGCCCUCUGACUCCCGCCGUGGCUGAUUGGGCUGGUCCCUCAGUCUCUGCUCCAACCAGACUGCACCGUCAGUCACAGUCAUUAACCGCGCACAUCUGUAGUCCACUAUGAGCCGUCUGCUGAACCGGAUCAAGUCGGUGUUUCUGCUGUCGUCGGUGUACCUGGAGGGAGUCGUUUUGUUGUGUUGUGUAGCUGAUGUCGCGUUUGAGGACAGCGCUUCGUGUUUGCACAUCAGCAGUGAGACAAGCGUGGCAGAGUCCAGCCCGCUGUGGUCAUCUGUGAAAUGGCAGACACUCGGCGCUGAGGGAGGACGAGGAGCCCUCAGGUCGCAGCAGAGCUCCGCCUCGACGCGCCCUCCGGGUUAAACCGUGUCAGACUCGGGUUCUAGGUCCGCUGUCAGGACUGACAUGGUUUCACUGAAGCCUUCAAACACUCAGGAUGGAAGAGGAUUCAUUUAUGUUUCGAGAGAAGUUGAACGUCAUGUUUUAAUUAAGUGGUAAUUUAAGUAUAACAAACACAGUGUGAGCUGAGUGAAACGAGUGAAGUCAGAGUUUUAUAGAUGAAAGGAAAGAGGAGCCAAAUAAUCUCAUACCUCACUUAUCUUGUUCCAAUAAUCAGCCAAAGCCAGAAUUCCAGUUGAUUAAUCGCACAGCCUCCGGCUGAAGGGCGAAUGAAGCAAAAGGACGAAGAGCGAUGAAGAACUCUUCAAGUCUUAGUUCUGAUCUGUGACUCACAACAUCAUCUCAGACAUUUUAUUUCUGCGUUAUUGUGAGAAACAGCCGUGUGCUUUUCAUCGUCGUUUUUUUAGCGCUCGGCUGUAAAAGGCUGGUGACAGAGGUCGUCUCCUGAAAUGUUCUCAGUGACCUCGGCCUCAGCUGCUUCUGCUUUUCUCUCAUCACUUUAACAGUUCGUCCUUUUUCUUUGUCUGUUACUGAAGGACGAGGUCAGAGGUCAAGUUUUCUGAAAAUCGCGUGAACACAAAGAGGAACGUCACCCAAGUCGUUUGAUCGAUGCUGUGCUACCUGCAGCCCGUCCGUGUUUCUGAUUGGUCGGAUGCUGAAAACUCCGCCUCUUGCGUGUGAACACCCUCAUGGUCUCACUGGGAAAUCUUGAGUUUGUGCUACCCGCAGUGCACGGUUUCGGGAAAGCAACAAAUGCGUGCAGGUCGACAGUGAUGUCACCACGCGCACGUAGAAUGCUGAUUGGUUUAAAAGCUGACUUGGACAGGAAGAGGAGCACGAGCGGCGUCAUUAACCUGCAGGAGGAGGGCACGGCAGUUUUCAGCGUCCUGUCCUCUCAGGAGUUCAACCAAAGCACAACAGCAAACAUGUUUGUGACACUGCCCCCUGCUGACAGCGCAUGACAGACCAUGUGACCCUGUAGCCUGAGUCAUGAUGUCAGAGUGGGUGGAGCCAAAUAAGGGAAGGAUGUCGUGGACAUGUUGAAUCUGCCGGAGCGAGCUGCCGUCUUUAAUGUGGCUGUUCAGACACCAUGAGGUUUCCAGCCCAGCUGGUUAUUUAUACACUAACAACACUCGUGCACGUGAUUAACUUCCUGGGCUGAUGGCGUGCACUGCCUGAAAGCCGUCAGUUUACCUUUGGAGGUCCAACAUGUUACCUGUGCAAACGGGGCAACAGAGGCAAAAGCAGAGGGUGUGUUAGUGGUUUUACCCUCCGCUGAGCCCCCAGCUGCUGAAGCUAAACCUGCUUCAUUUCCUCUCCUGCUCUGCUGCCUCGCUGAGACUUGUUCCCACAGUCCCACAGCUCCUCGGAAACUUCCUCUGGAGCGGGGAGGGCGGCGGAGGCGGGGGCUGAGCGAGGGGGCAGGAAGGACCGGAGCUUUUCUUGGCCCGGCGUCUGAGACCAGCUUCACCACAGCCAGCUUUUCAUAACCCAAGCUGGCACUGACAGCCGAGAUAACGUUCAGCCGUUACAGCACGAAUGUGUUUCAUUUAGACCCUUCAAGAAAAAUACUGACACACAUCGAAUCCGAGCGAUUAUUGGAACGCCAGCAGGAAACGAUCAGAGUCCACCAGGGUGAGGACGAUGCUCUCCUGAUUCUCGGCGUCCUCGUCCACCCCGUCGCCUCCACCAUGAACCACACUCCCAGCCCCCACCUGUCCGACGGCGGCAAGCAGGCCGGCGGCGGCCUGCUGUGCAGCUUGGGUCUGGGAUCCGACCGGGGCGUCCGCUCCCCGGACAGCCUCACCCACACCCCCAGCCCCACGGGAGGAACGCCCAGCUCCAGCCCCCCGCUGCUGCUGUCGCCCGGCCUGGGGGGCCUCGGGCUCGGCUCCCUCGGGGCCAUGGGCGAGGCAGCCGGAGCCGACUGGGAGAGCAGGGAGGAGCUGAGGCUCAGGGAGCUGGAGGAGGCUCGGGCCAGGGCCGCCCAGAUGGAGAAGACCAUGAGGUGGUGGUCGGACUGCACCGCCAACUGGAGGGAGAAGUGGAGCAAGGUUCGUGCGGAGCGUAACCGAGCGCGCGACGAGGUCCGUCAGCUCAGGCAGCGGCUGGACACCCUCACCAAGGAGCUGACCGGCAUCCGGCGCGAGCGGCAGGAGCUCGCCUCGGAGAACGAGACGCUACGGCAGGAGACGCUGCGCCUCCGCGGCGACCACGCAGCCCCGCCUCUGUCCGCCACGUCCCCUUCCUCCUCACCCGCGCACCCCCACGGCGCUUCCUCGUCAUCCUCGCCAUCCAUCCCCCCUUCCUCCCCGGCGUCAUCCUCCUCUUCCUCUCAGGUCCACGGCGACGUGAAGCUGGACAGGGCGGCAGAGGGACCGCCGGGAUCUCCAGAACCAGAACCGGUGAGGGACGUGGACUUGGACAGGCAGAAGACGGGUCAGAAGGACCUGGAGCUGCUUGAUUCAGUGCUGCGCUCCCGAGCUCCGGGCGCUGACGCUCAGGAGGCCUGGGAUGGCCGCGGCGGCGUCAACCCGGCCGGCUCGCGCCGGCAAGAGCGCAGCCGACAGCUGUGGGAGGACGCGGGCACAGCGGAGGAGGACUCGAGCAAACUGAACGCUCUGCAGCUUCGCCUGGACGAGUCCCAGAAAGUCCUGCUGAAGGAGAGAGAAGACAAGCUGGCUCUGAGUAAGAGCAUCGAGAGACUCGAGGCUGAGCUCAGUCAGUGGAAACUGAAGUACGAGGAGCUGAGCAAGAGCAAGCAGGAGGCUCUCAAACAGCUGAACCUGCUGAAGGAGAUGCACCAGGACGAGCUGGGACGCAUCUCCGAGGACUUGGAGGACGAACUGGGAGCUCGAACCAGCAUGGACAAGAAGCUGGCCGAACUACGAGCUGAGAUGGAGCGGCUGCAGGUGGAGAACGCCGCAGAGUGGGGGCGUAGAGAGCGCCUGGAGACCGAGAAGCUGGGCCUGGAGAGGGACAACAAGAAACUGCGAGCUCAGGUUGAAGACCUGGAGGAGCAAUUAGCCAAGCAGCGCCGGCAGGCCGCCUCCGCGCUCGACAGCGACCUGAAGGCCAUCCAGACCGAGCUGUUCGAGAGGAACAAGGAGCUGGCCGACCUUCGCCACAUUCACGCUAAGCUAAAGAAGCAGUUCCAGGAGAAGACGGCAGAGCUCGCCCACGCCAACCGGAGGGUCGAGAGCCACGAGGCCGAAGUUAAAAAGUUACGACUGAGGGUGGAGGAGCUUAAGAAAGAACUGGGACAGGCUGAGGAUGAGCUGGAUGAGUCUCAAAACCAGACCCGGAAGCUGCAGAGGUCUCUGGAUGAGCAGGUGGAGCAGACGGAGAACCUGCAGGUGCAGCUGGAACACUUACAGUCGAGACUGCGGCGGCAGCAGCAGAGUCCCGGCCUCUUCGGGAAGAUGCGAUCGGCUCGCUUUGGUCCUGAGAACCCCGACGGUCCCAGCAGCGAUGUGGACGAGGAGGACGAGGAACUGCAGCUCCAGAUCCCAUGACACACACACACACCUGCACGCACGCACGCACGCACACACACACCAACAUCAGCAGUCGCGUGACGAUGGUGAAGAUUGUCGCUCUCGGCUGAAAGCUGAUGUUUGGCAACACAAAGUAAAUCAGUCCCAACCAGCGAGCAACAUGAAUCAGCUUUACAGCGCACCUGUGCAUGCACCUGCAGCGACAGGUGACGGUGUCUUCGACCAAUCAUCAUUUAGCAGGACAAAGAAGUUUCAACAACAGACGUUAUCCUUGCAAACACACACACACACACACACACACGCACACGCACACACACACAGCAGGAUGAAGCCCAGCGUGACAGGCAUGAACAGGAAGUCCGGAUCGUCUGAUCCUCAUUAAAAGAACUUAACUCAGACCGAACUGCAGGACAAGCCGACAUGUUUUUAUCCUUUCCACGUGCUCGCUCAUUCUUACCUCACACCAUCGUCACGAGCAUCACAGCUGCUCCAGCUGUGAUGCUGUAUUCACAUCUGCAGUAUUAGAACUCCGCCCAGAGGGAGAAAAGCCUUUCGUGCCGUCUGAGGUUCGAAGAGUUCAAAAAAAUUAUUUUAUGCAGUGUUUCUGAAUUUGAGUUUUUCUGCCAAAUACCAAAGUGUUUAAAGUUCACGGGCCUCGCUGAGAUCACUCGAACGCAGCAUUCACACGCAGGAAACAGGCGGCUGAGGAGUGUGACGCUGCUCCACGCGACGAUGUCACGACAUGACGCUGUGCACCUGUAUACCUGCAGGGAUCACAGGCUUACAGGUGUAAGGCGUCCGCUUUCCUCUGCUCCCCUUCUGAGGCCACUCGGAGCGAUUUAAGUCUCUGUAAGGGAGUGGGCGGGGCCAGGCUGCAGGAAGAAGUCCCGCCAACAGCAGAUAUUCAGAACACCCGCUGAGCUGUGUAAUGUUUACUAUAAUGUGUUCUCAGCAGGACUGAAGCUGAGUGGAGCUUAAAGUGUGUGAGGAAAAGAAAGCUUCACAUCUAUGAGGGAGGAGUCAGCGAGAGAGGCGUGGCAGGGCGGAGUCAGAGUGUUUGGAGCAGGAGCACCUGUAGGUCCGGCUGUGUGUCUGCUUUUAUUUAACCUGAGCUGCUUUCUGCUCGCUUCCAGGGAGAUAAUCACUAACACUAGCAUUAGCCCAGGGUACACCUGGGAUCAGCCUCUCACCUGGAGUUCAGGUGUUCCCCAAAUCAAAUGCACGUGUCUCCUGUUGAUCCACCUGUGUAGGCUUCCUGUGAGUUCUCAGUUUCAUGCUAGAAAACAUCCACAAACCAAAUCCUCUGUGAGCGGUUUCGUGGAGGAGCCUCCAUCCUAACCCUUCUUUUCCACCAAACUGCCUCCACCAACCAUGUCAGUGUGCAUCCACCUGAGCCUUCUUACCUCAGAGUGUCACAUCCUGCUGCAGCUGCAUCGCUGACGGCACAAUUUGACGCCCUGGAGUGCGAAUAGGUCGGCCGAGCUGUGACGUCAGCUCGCUGCGCGCUUCUUUGCUUUAGCGGAUGUAGACGGUGGGAAGAAAGUAGUCCCUAAAUGAAACUGCAGGGUGUGUGUUUUCUUUGUUUUUAAGUAAGUGGGUGAGAUACCUACGGUGGCCCUGAGAGACGCUGCAAAAGCACACAAAACACAACAGAAAUAGGAAAAAACACGUUUUCAAAAGCACAAGGGAAGUGUUUCUGGGGAGACAAUAACCCGACGGACCAGUUGCAGGAACCAAAAUAUGCUAAGAAUCUCACUGGGAGACUCUUCAAAGAUGUGGAGGAUCUAUCGGUUUUGUGAGGAAAGAAAAGAGGAGAGAUAAGUGUGUUAGCCUAAGAAUCUGUCAUCAGUAUUAUAUGAAUCCAUCCACCCGCUUCUUUUUUCAGGGU
Haplochromis burtoni (Burton's mouthbrooder) is the source of this 6519-nucleotide messenger RNA. RefSeq names its product coiled-coil domain containing 102A (gene ccdc102a). Gene Ontology annotation, cellular component: myosin complex. The transcript is spliced from 10 exons. The record is from RefSeq and is a predicted model, not a curated record. Lineage: Eukaryota; Metazoa; Chordata; Actinopteri; Cichliformes; Cichlidae. Bases 2826 to 4649 code for a protein of 607 amino acids.